This is a messenger RNA of Schistosoma turkestanicum, 1988 nucleotides long. NCBI's taxonomy places the organism in Eukaryota, Metazoa, Platyhelminthes, Trematoda, Strigeidida, Schistosomatidae. The record is from the annotation of a GenBank genome assembly.
AUGUCAUCAUCAUCUGAUGAAAGUUCAUCAGUUGACAAUCAUCAUCAUCAUAAUAAUAAUAAAUUUCGCGCUUCAAAAAAAACACAGGCAAUUAAAACAACUGAUCAAUUGUCCAAUAUUCCCUUGACUGAAGAAAACAAACCACCAAUUCAACGUGAUCAAUGGAAAGGAAAAAUUGAUUUUUUGAUUGCAUGUUUAGGAUUUUCUAUUGGACUUGGUAAUGUAUGGCGAUUUCCAUAUUUAUGUUAUAAAAAUGGUGGAGGUGCUUUCCUCAUCCCGUAUUUCAUCAGUGUAUUCUUAGCUGGCAUACCAUUAUUUCUAUUAGAAGUAACUGUUGGACAAGUAACACGUCGUGGAGUGAUUGCUGCAUGGAAUAUAUGCCCACUUUUUCAAGGUAUCGGAUAUGCAUGUACACUGAUUAAUUUCUUUCUCAAUUGCUACUACACUGUCAUAUUGGCAUGGGCAUUUCAUUUUAUAUUCUCAUCAUUUACAAGUGAAUUACCAUGGACUAAAUGUAAUCAAUCAUGGAAUACACCAGCAUGUCGUGUUUUCACUAAUCAACCAAUCCCAAUCAAUUCUAAUCAUCUAAAUGAAACCAGUAUGCAGAUUAAUAAUAAUAAUCAAAGCUUGUUGACAGUAGAUGCAACUACUGAAUAUUGGGAACAUCGUGUACUGCGUAUUUCCGAUGGGAUACAUAAUAUUGGAACAAUACAAUGGGAUUUAGCAUUGUGUCUUCUAUUAGCUUGGAUUAUUAUCUAUUUAUGCAUUUGGAAAGGCAUUAAAACGUCAACAAAAAUUAUGUACGUGACUGCAUUGUUACCUUACGUAUUCAUGAUUAGUUUAUUGAUACGUACUGCUUUACUUGACGGGGCAGCGAAUGGAUUAAUUCAAUAUUUGAAACCUGAUUGGUCAAAAUUAACCGAUAUGACAGUUUGGUCAGAUGCAGGAACUCAAAUAUUUUUUAGUUAUAGUAUUGGUUUAGGUGUUUUAACAGCAUUUGGCAGUUACAAUAAAUUUCAUCACAAUUCAUUGAGAGAUUGUUGUCUAUUUGCUUUGGCUAAUACAUGUACAAGUCUGUUGUCUGGUUGUGUGAUAUUUUCUACACUUGGUUAUAUGUCUUACAUAUCGAAUAUACCAUUGAAUCAAAUUGCGGAAUCUGGUCCAGGUCUUGGGUUUGUUGUUUAUCCAAAAGCAAUUGGUACUAUGCCAGGUAGUUCAUUCUGGUCUGUAUGUUUCUUUAUCAUGAUUAUUCUAUUGGGUAUUGAUAGUAUGUUCGCUGGUGUUGAAGGUUUUAUUGCAUCUGCCGGAGAUUAUUUUCCUCAUGCUUUAACAAACACACGAUUUCGUUGUGUAUUUGUUGGUAGUGUAUGUGUUACUUCAUUUUUAGUUGGUUUAUCAAUGGUUACUAAUGGUGGAAUGUACGUAUUUCAAUUACUUGACUAUUACAGUGGAAGUCGCAUCAUAUUGAUUGUCGGAUUGUUAGAAUCCAUAGUUAUUGGCUAUAUUUAUGGUUAUAAACGUAUUUCAAAUGAUAUGGAAAUAAUGUAUGGCUUCUCAUUAAAAUGGAUGACAUGCUUAUUUUGGUGCAUAAUAACACCAAUAUUUACUUUGGCUCUUUUCAUUAUCAGCGUGAUUGUCUAUGAAGAAUUGACGUAUAGACGUGCAUCAUUGCCGGAACCGUAUCGAUUUCCUCGAUGGGCUGUAAAAGUUGGAUGGUGUAUAGCUAGUUCUAGUGUAUUGUUAAUACCAUUGGUAAUGAUUAUUAAAAUUUGCAAAACAUCAGGAACAUUUGUACAGAGAAUAAAAACUCUGUGCAUUCCGAAUUUCGAGAAUAGUGAUCAGCUAAAAGAAAUUUCAAAAUUCAGUGUGAUUACUUCAACUGGAACUUUGUACAAUCCAACUGACAAGACACAGUCUAAUUUACCAUCACCAUUAUUCACUAUUAAUUAUUCUCAAUGAUAACAGCUAAUUUAUAAACUAAUUUAACG